AUUAUUUCUGAAAGUCACAUAAAGUGAAAGGAUAAAAGCGUUUUGUACAGAAAACGGAGUCAAACGUCCCGGACAUGUUAGCAGGUAAACUGUUUUCCGUCGAGUCGGGCACCAACAUCAUCACUGUGCUGGAUUAAAUCCCUCCUUUGCCACAUCCUUAAUGGAAAAACACCACCAGAAGAGGCAGGUAGGGGAAGCGGGCCGGGCGGUAACAGAGCCUCUCUGUCCGGCCGCUGGCCUGCAGCCAGGCCGCCGCGCUGCGAUGUGCAGAAAACGUGAAGCCGUUUGCUGCGCUUCUAAACGGAGCUGUAAACAGUCCUGGAACUGCUGUUUCUGUGGCUGGAGAUCGGGUUGUAAAUCAGCGAAAUCACAGCGCUGAUCCGGUUUCACUGGAGGACUUUAAGUCGAACACCGGAGAUAAAAAACGGACUUUGAUUCUGGAGCGAACAUAUAAAGUGGAGAAGCGCAGAAAGGCGGUUCAGUGAAACCCAGAGAGGAAGCAAAGCAAAAACCAUGACAACGUGGAAGAUAGUAGGAGCUCUGCUGCUGCUGCUGCUGCCUGCAGUGUUUUGCCAGCAGACCAUCAGAUGGUGCACCGUCUCAGAGCCGGAGCAGAAGAAAUGCCAGGAUAUGAGCCAGGCUUUCUCCAAAGUCUCCAUCCGGCCCUCCAUCAGCUGCACCAAAAGCCCAGCCGUCCAGGACUGCAUUCAGAAACUACAGAAAAAAGAAGUGGAUGCAUUGUCCAUGUCUGGCUCUGAGAUCUACAAUGCGAUGAAGACUGCCACCUUCAAGAUGGCUGCCAGUGAAUCAAAGAAUGGUGAUACCAGCUCCUACUACGCCGUUGCUGUGGUGAAGAAAUCUAACUCCGCAAUCAACAUCAACAACCUGAAGGGGAAAAAGAGCUGCCACACCGGGAAAGGCCGAACUGCUGGCUGGACCAUGCCGCUGGGAUACCUGAUCGACCAGGGCUUCAUGUCUGUGAUGGGCUGCGACAUUCCAAAGGGUGUGGCGAAUUUCUUCAGCGCCAGCUGCAUCCCUGGAGCUAACGAGGCUGGUGACCCGGAGUCUUUAUGUCAGCUGUGCAAAGGAGACGGAAACGGACAGCAUAAAUGUGAAAUGAGCGAGCAAGAAAUGUACUACAGCUACGAAGGAGCGUUCAGCAACCCCAGCCAAGCCAAGCCUUCAGAUUUCAGCAUGUUUUCUUCAGCGAGUUACGGCGGGGGAAAUCUUCUGUUCUCUGACUUAACCACCAAGUUUGAAGUGGUGGAGGCGGACGACCCCGUCAGGUGGAUGAGCACCAACUAUUACAACGUCAGGAAAGCCAUGGACUGCACACCUCAAGACAUCCCCUCUGCCAUCCGAUGGUGUGUUUUGUCGAGCGGAGAGCAGCAGAAAUGUGCCGAUAUGGGCGCCGCCUUUAAGAGCAAAAGCCUCACUCCCACCGUCAGCUGCAUCCACGGCACCUCUCUGGCUGACUGCAUGGCCAAGAUCAAAAACAACGAGGCGGACGCCAUGACGUUGGAUGGAGGGUACAUUUACACGGCGGGUAAAAACUACGGCUUGGUUCCCGCUGCAGCCGAGAGUUACACAGAAGGCGAGCGUGACGGCUCCUCAUACUACGCAGUGGCAGUGGUGAAGAGAAGCAACACCGGCAUCCGUAGCCUUGACGACCUGCGUAACGGUCGCUCCUGUCACACCGGCUACGGUCGCACUGCAGGCUGGAACGUCCCCGCGUCCGCUCUGAUAGAGAGAGGACUGAUCAGCCCGAAAGACUGCCAGGUUCCCCAAGCGGUGGGAGGAUUCUUCGAGAAGAGCUGCGUUCCUGGCGCCAAUCAGAACGGCUUCCCCAAGAACCUGUGUGAUCUGUGUGUGGGAGACGACUCGGGCCAGAAUAAAUGUGAAAAAGGAAAAGAUCGGUACGACGGUUACGACGGGGCGUUCAGGUGUCUGGCUAGCGGGGACGGAGACGUGGCUUUCGUCAAGCAUUCCACUGUCUUCCAAAACACAGACGGUCAUUCGACGGAAAGCUGGGCUGCAGGUUUGGUGUCGACAGACUUCCAGCUGCUCUGCUCCCAGGGAACCAAAGCCGAGGUCUCCCAGUACCGGCUGUGCAACCUGGCCAGGGUUCCCUCUCACGCCGUCAUGGUGCGACCAGAAACCAACAUCCACGCCAUCUACGGGCUGCUGGACCGCGCACAGACCCACUUCAGCAGUGACACCGGUUCUGGUUUCAAGAUGUUUGACUCUCAGGGCUACGAGGGCACAGACCUGAUUUUCAAAGACUCCACUGUUCGCAUCAUCGGCGUUGGCGACAAAAAGACGUACCAGGAGUGGCUGGGUCAGGAUUACAUGAACUCAGUGGAGGACCUCGAGUGCAGCUCCUCCAACACAGCCGUCUCCUCUGCGUUGCUGCUGCUGGUUGCGUUGCUCAGCCUCACGUUGACCAACGUCUGGAUGUAAAGCCGCAGCGACUCCAGAUUCACCUCCAGACCUGUUUCUUCUUCACACACAUUAUCCCGCACUCUCAAUCACCUCAUCAUCACUUCUCUUCCUCUUUUUCUUUCACUGCUUUUUAACUCAUUUGAUUGCGGCCUAGUUAAAUCACAGUUUGUAGCUUCAGACUAGUUGCUUUCUAGAAACCCAAUCCAGUUUGUUUGUGUGUUAAUUUACAAUCUGGGGAUAAAAGAGCUGAUUGGAGCAAUAAAGAGAAACGGAGCACAUUGUGUUUGUUUGGCAGAGAUUUAACAACAUGUGAGAAGAAGACGGAGGGCGCCAUUUUGUUUACGGAGGGUGGGUUGCCAUACCAGUGCGUAUGCUCCCACCUGUUACAUUUACACAGCGCCUCGUCAAAAAGCUGAUUUUUAAAGUUUACAAAGGCCACUUUAAAUAAGUUACCGUCAUAUUUACCUCAAAGAAAAUUCACUAAAACUCAG
Poecilia latipinna (sailfin molly) is the source of this 2933-nucleotide messenger RNA. RefSeq names its product melanotransferrin (gene meltf). Bases 514 to 2460 code for a protein of 648 amino acids. NCBI's taxonomy places the organism in Eukaryota, Metazoa, Chordata, Actinopteri, Cyprinodontiformes, Poeciliidae. The transcript is spliced from 15 exons. Gene Ontology annotation, biological process: iron ion transport. Gene Ontology annotation, cellular component: plasma membrane; early endosome; recycling endosome. The record is from RefSeq and is a predicted model, not a curated record.